Messenger RNA from Acanthoscelides obtectus, 1243 nucleotides. NCBI's taxonomy places the organism in Eukaryota, Metazoa, Arthropoda, Insecta, Coleoptera, Chrysomelidae. The record is from the annotation of a GenBank genome assembly.
UAAAUACCACAAUUUUGCGGUGAUAACUGUGACAUAUAACAGCUGAUUCAUGACGUCACGGAUCUUAUAACCAAACUGAUAACCACACUCGCUACUUCGGAAACUGUGCCAAAUUGCAUUGGAUGAAUUAACAGAAGCUUUAUUGGAAAAACGCGUUUGGACAAGACCAUGGAUUUUAAAAAGGAAUGAACUGCACUGGUGUUAGAAGAACUUCGCAAUGAAGGCGUAAAAGAGUAUAUCAGUAUUCUACGAAUGAUGCCAGAUAUGUUUGAUAUUCUGUUGAGUCUUGUGAUGUCAAAAAUUCAACGACAGCAUACUAUUAUGAGAGAGGCCUUACCAGCAAAAGUAAAAUUGGAGAUCACAUUAGAUUUUCUUUCUUCCGGCAUCAGUUACAGAAGACUGAGUCACUUUUAUCGGGUUUCAAGGUUUUCCUUAUCUAAAUUCAUACCAGAGGUAUGUGAAGAAAUCUUCAAGGCAUUAAAAGAAAACAUAAAGAUACCAAAUAAUGCCGAAGAAUGGGCGAAAAUAGAAAAUGGAUUUAGAAAGAAAUGGAACUUUCUUUUAUGCUGUGGUGCCAUUGAUGGAAAACAUAUGCAUAUUAUCGCUCCUGGUAAUAUUGGAAGUAUGUACUUCAAUUAUAAAAAAGUGUUCAGUAUUGUUCUUAUGGCGUUAGUAGAUGAUGACUAUUGCUUUCGUUAUGUUGAUGUCGCGGCUUGUGGAAUGGCAUCAGAUGGAAGUGUAUUUAAAAAUUGCUCCAUAUAUAAAAAACUGGAGAAUAAUCUUUUAGUUUAUAACUACCGACUCUCCAGAGCGAGACAAAUAGUGGAAAAUGCCUUUGGUAUAUUGGUAAGCCGAUUUCGUAUAUUCCAAAAACCAAUUGCAACUAAUAUAGAAACAGUAGACAAAAUUGUAUUAGCAGCAUGCGCUUUACAUAAUUGGUUGAGAUAAGAAAAUCGAAAUUAUUUAAUCAGCAGUGAUGUCGACCGGGAAGAUAUUGAUGCAGGAACCAUCUCCUAUGGCUCUUGGAGAAAAGAAACUGCAGGACUUAAGAGGUUAUGUCAACAAGGGAGUAAUCAUUCUUCGAUGUCAGCAAUGGCGAGAAGAGACGCCUUUAAAACCUACUUUAACAAUGAUGGUGCGGUGCCUUGGCAAUUAAAAAUGAUUUCUUAACUAUAUAUUUAUGUAAAUUUCCCUGUGUUUUGACACCACUUUUCUUUGUAUUAUAAAUAAAUAAAUAAAAAAU